AUGGCGACACCGGAAAAUGGCAAUUCAACACCACAGCGAAACGAAACUUACAGUUACGGAUCCAAUAUUAGACAUGACACGGGUGCUGUUCCAAUAAAAAAACGAGGAAAACGCGCCAAAGCUGCUUCAAUAAUUAUUUCUGCAUCGGCCGCGAUUGCAACUGUGUCUUUCUUGAUCGUAGCCGAGGAAGGUAAAGAGAAAUUUUAUUUAUGGCUCUUUCCUUCCCUACUAGGAUUAUUCAGUGUGUUCGCUGGUGCUUUGGUCAGCCGUAUGUGUCUUUUAUUUGAAGAAUGUCGCCAUAUUAGCAGUCGUCAUAAUGGCAGUAAAAUGAAGAUGUUCAAAUUCUGUUUCAAAGGAAUUGAUUAUGGAGCAAUUGGUGCAUGUAUGGGUUUAAUCAUUAUGGUGCUUGCUGGAUUUAUGAUUGGCGGUCUAGUUGAGUUGGAUUACAAACACGGCGCUAUCUUGUGUAGUGGUGUAGGAAUUGGACCACUUAUCUUACAAGUUCUUAAGCUUGACACUCUUUCCGCUGUUCAUAUUGAAACUAUUCUGGAAGAUCAACAGACGUAUGUGGCUAAUGUUCUAGCAUGGCAUUACUAUUAUAACUACCUCAAAGAGACGCUGCCAGAAAUACCAGACUUGAUUAAGGAAGCUGGGUUGCAAAACCAUCUCUCUACAAUGAAAUUAAUUAUUCUGAUUCCACUAGAUUGUGACACCGCGGUUGAAAUUUCCACGGUGGAUCCAAAUCAUUUCACAAAAAAGGGAUCUCUGAGAUUAAAGAAACAGCCUAAUAUUAAGCUGCAUGUGUACGAAGUUAAGUCUUCUAGUGGAAAAGAAUAUACUCUUGUGAUGCAACUUGCUAAAAUACCGUUGGACACAUUGGAUUAUAUGAGCAAGCACGCCGACAUCCUUUCAGUUCACAAAAAAUCGCGCCAACGCGAAAUCAAAUUAUUCUACCAGACACUUAAUGAUAUUUUGGCGGAUUGCGAGAAAGAUUGUAGACAUAGAUGCUUGCUCGUAACUUAUCACACGAAAAAAGGCCGUGAUGGCACAUUAGCAAACGAAAUAGUGCGACUAGUGAAUAGCGAAACUUUCUCCCAUGCUGAGGAUGAUGUGUUUGAUGAAAAUAGUUAUGCAGCUACCAGCACAACCCAUAAAGGUAGCACGUCUACCAGAGAUGAAAAUACCGCCCACGAAAAUACAGAUCAUGAAAGUACCAAAUGUGAUCUUACCGACGACAUGGCAACAUCUGGAAACGAUUCAUCGCUUGAAACAUUUCCCCUAUUUAAUAUAGGGAAAUCUCCGGGCUCCGGGAUUAAUUAGCAUAUCUCG
Dendronephthya gigantea is the source of this 1329-nucleotide messenger RNA. Its product is annotated as stimulator of interferon genes protein-like. The record is from RefSeq and is a predicted model, not a curated record. The transcript has a single exon. Gene Ontology annotation, cellular component: endoplasmic reticulum membrane; autophagosome. The coding region runs from base 1 to 1320 and encodes 439 amino acids. Gene Ontology annotation, molecular function: cyclic-di-GMP binding; 2',3'-cyclic GMP-AMP binding. Gene Ontology annotation, biological process: reticulophagy; positive regulation of macroautophagy; positive regulation of type I interferon production. NCBI's taxonomy places the organism in Eukaryota, Metazoa, Cnidaria, Anthozoa, Malacalcyonacea, Nephtheidae.